GGGUCCCUGUACGGCCUCCCAUUGACUGCUGUCUCCAUCGCCCACACUCUGCCAUGUGCCACUUUCAGGUCUCCUCACACUGCUGGUGGGUUCCAUUUUGUCAUAGCGUGCUGUGUAUGGCCUCCCAUUGCUGCUGCCUCCACCGCCACAAUGUGGUCUCUCACACUCUGGUUUUUGGCCCCGUGACUGCCCAAAUGAGUGAAGUGUGCCGGUGAUUCUCAAGAUCGACGGCACUCAUCUGCAUGUCAUUACUGACUGACAGUAUUAUUUCUCUUCCCAGCAGACGCUCAAGGGCAUUUUUUUAAAUUAAAGGUACAGUGUUCUGCACUAAUAUAA
This is a messenger RNA of Staurois parvus, 336 nucleotides long. Lineage: Eukaryota; Metazoa; Chordata; Amphibia; Anura; Ranidae. The record is from the annotation of a GenBank genome assembly.